CUUUUUUUUCGAACAGCUGCCACAACAAAUCUACAAUCGAAUAUGCAUGUCGCUCGCGUGGCGCCUCUCCCUUCAAAUUUAAGGUCCAACUGAAUCUCAUCUUUACACCUUGAACACCCCCCCAACCUUCUGCCACAGAUGCUCGACCAGUACAGCCCUAUCAUGCUACGCUCUGCUGUCUCGUUUGAUCCUUACAAUGAAAAGGUCAACCAUCCAGGUCAUCUCUAUGUCCGUCAACCGCACGCAAUCAUUCAGCUCGUAGAGGCUUCACCACCUCCACGUCCUAUAUCAUCUGUCAUCGACUCUAGCUUCUCUUCUGGAUCCUCGUAUCCAUCUACAUCAGACUCUGAAGACGAGGAGGACUGCUCAUCAUACUGCUCGUCUUUCGUCACUCCUCCCCAUCCUUCCCAGGACAGAGAACCUGUGGUAUGGACAGACGAUACAUACGAUGUCCGUCAGAAGCGUAUACAGAAUUGGAGAGAUAAUUCAAUGAAAGCAAUGACCGAGCCUCGCUCAUCAUCACUGAAACGAAAGUUGAAUCAAAAUCAAACAGACGAUGAUCUGGUCUCGCACACUCCAAAAAGAUCGCGUUCGCGGGAUCCCCACAGCGCAUCCAGAUUACUCGGGCACUCAUGUACUGCGUGCGAUACCCCUUUCUCAUCAAGGCAAAGCCUGCGACAACACGGUCGCACUCCUCAUAUAUCUGAGGCAUGUCGGAUAGCGGUCGAAUACAAUUUCGAAUGACCGACUACUGCUUGCUUUGCUCUUUAUGACGAUCACGACCCCCCAGCAUGUACGAUAAACCCACCAUUAUUUUUUUUAUUCACGUUUCGGUAUCGUACAUACUGAUUUGCCAUACUGUGUACCACCAAUUGCAACGGAUGGGAUGUACAUUAUUGAAUCACCUUGUUAAUUAUACCAUAUUAGCUCACUAGUACCUUUCCAAUACCAACCAUUUGACAAUGAC
This is a messenger RNA of Suillus clintonianus, 967 nucleotides long. RefSeq lists its product as uncharacterized. Bases 139 to 744 code for a protein of 201 amino acids. The record is from RefSeq and is a predicted model, not a curated record. NCBI's taxonomy places the organism in Eukaryota, Fungi, Basidiomycota, Agaricomycetes, Boletales, Suillaceae. The transcript has 3 exons.